Megalops cyprinoides (Indo-Pacific tarpon) is the source of this 15473-nucleotide messenger RNA. Its product is annotated as striated muscle-specific serine/threonine-protein kinase-like. Gene Ontology annotation, biological process: protein phosphorylation. Gene Ontology annotation, molecular function: protein binding; ATP binding; protein kinase activity. The record is from RefSeq and is a predicted model, not a curated record. The transcript is spliced from 41 exons. The coding region runs from base 895 to 11904 and encodes 3669 amino acids. Lineage: Eukaryota; Metazoa; Chordata; Actinopteri; Elopiformes; Megalopidae.
UCACCUCCCCAGGGACGCAACUGCGGAGGGAGAAGGAGAGCCUGAGUGAGAGCUUCACUGGUAGGGGGGGAACGUGAGGGUACUGUGGGCACUGUGGAGCCACGUGCAGACGGCAGCAGAGCACAUUCACACUCCCAGCGACACUGGAGAUGUAAGAGGAGGAAACCAAGAAGCCCCAGCUCGCCUCCCUCGGUCCCCGAAGACCUGGAAGAUCUGCACAGAAGGGUGAAAAUCAGACCUCAGCUUUUCCACGGGGCGGCACAGGGAGCUGCUAAUGCAACAUGAUCCAGCGGGACUCGCACUAAAAAUACCAGCAGCCAGCAGGACUUGGACAGCCUAUAUCUGCUUAAUUGGCUAAAGAUUAAGAUUUUGUUUUCUUUUCCUGUUCAUUACUCUAAUUGGACAUUCCAAGGAUCUGACAAAGUAUUCCAAAACUUUCUCGCACAAGCAACCUAAAGGUAAUAUAUAUAUAUAUUUUUAAAUAUAUUGUAUAUACUUUUGAGAAUUCUUUAUCUGAAAAGUAGGCCUAUGUGUUUUUGGGUUUUUGUGGAAAUACAAAACUUUUCAAAAUCCUAUUAUGUUAUACAGCCAUAGUGAUAAAUUAUGCAUAUUAAAAUAGUAAUGUUUUGAUGGGGAAUUAUGUUUUAAUUUGAAUAUCUAAUAGAGAAUCUUUUUGGAAUACUUUGCAAAAAAUACAUGAUCACCUUACGUGCACCAAAAACAGAAAGAUACUGGAAUGUCUUUGUGACUUGCUGAGAUCUGAACUAAUGGAAAACUGAAGUCCUACCGCCUACAGGCCAAAUAACUGCAAAUCAUUUCUCAGCGUAAUCAGUGCAGCAGUGAUAAGUUUGCAGAAGAAUCAGUUAUUUCUGCGGGGAAAGCAGCCUUUUAAUCAUGAGGAAGACCGAGGUCCAGAUGACUCUGAAGAAGGGGGUCGAGGAGGGGGCCCGUGGAGUGGCGCCCCCUAGCCCCAGGAUACCGUCUAAGCGGGCCAAAGUGAACCUGGAUCAGGUGGUACCGGAAACGGGGGACUCGGUAUACCCCAGCCCGACCCCGCCCGUGUUCAUCCGGAAGAUGAGGAACGCCGCGGUGGGGAUCGGCUGCGACAUCCGUCUGAAGGUGGCGGUGGCAGGAGACCCUCAGCCCACCCUCUACUGGUACCGGAACGACGACCUGCUGGACAUGGAUAACCAGGAGUACGGCGGCCUGUGGAUCAGGGACUGCAAGCCCAGCGACGCUGGCCUCUACACCUGCAUUGCCAACAACCACCUGGGGGAGGCCAAGAGCAGCGCUGUUCUGGCCGUGCUGGACCUGGGGGAAGACUCAGAGACAACAGAAGAUGAGGCAGCAGAGCCCCAGAUACCCAUGGAGAGCAAAGAGGGGUCCAGGGGCCUUCAGGACCAGGCUGCCCAUCGAGCGCCUGCAGGUGACGGGGACAGGAUGAUGGACAUCACGCCUGACGCCAGCGGCCGCAGGGGCUCGAGGACCGACAGCUGGACUGGCAGUCAGAAUACAGUGGUAGAGAAGGAGGCACUGGCCUUGGGUUCGAGAGCACCCGGCCAGCAGGACCUCUCCAAGCCUGCCAGGAGCCAAUCUGAAGACGUUUUGAGGGAAGCUCACCCCCAAGUUCUCCCACCCCCCUCUCCCAAAAUUGGCCAGCGUCCCAUGACUUCCCCCAUAACCACCCGUUCCGGGUCUGCCCCCGGCACCCCCCUCACCCCCCGCAAGAAAGUUGUCAUCCCAACCGACUAUCUAGACACUGUACCAGGGGAAUUUGAGGACAAGAUCAAGCAGCCAAAAUCCUCAGCUAUGUCUCAGAGUAGUACCCAGGACUCCCGCCCCCAGACCCCAGUUAGUGAGUACUCUCGGAAGGAUCUGACCCCCCGCCCGUCCCCGAAGCUGACUCGGGCUAGCUCCAAGAUCUUCGAGAAGGUGCGAGUCUUCGAAGAGCGCAGGAGGAGCAUCGACCAGCCGGAGGGAUCCAUCUCUGGGCGCUCCUGGGCCGGCUUCAACCGUGCCGCCUCCUUUGACUCAGACGACGGCGGCAGCCGGCUGGGCAUCUCCAGGGAGAGCUCCAGGGAGGACCUGCGCGAGGCGCUAAAGGCAGACGCGGCAGAGAGGAGGUCCAUGUUCAGGCAGAGGGCCGCCUCUCUGGAGGACCGGCCGCGCUACUCCCAGAAGGUGCAGGACAUCGAGACCAAGUUCACGGAGGAGCUGCGGAGGAUCAAGAAGCUGGUGGGGAAGCCGCACCUGGCGAAGUCCUUCUCCACCGAGCAGCUCUCCCAGAGGAGCAGGCAGACGCAGCCCUUCCGGAAGCUUGAGCCCAUCCCCCCGCAGGUCAUCCAGAAGCUGCAGGACCGAGAGCGCCUGCAGCAGGAGGAGGAGCAGAGACAGCAGCAGCAGCUGAAAGAUGGAUCCCUACAAAUAUCCCCCAGAUUACCAGCAAAACAGGAAACUCAACAAGACCUGUCACAGACAGAAACGCUACGGCAGGAAGAGGCUCUGCCGCGACAGCUCGAAACCAAGAGACCCUCAAUAAGCAGCGUAACGGUGAGUCGGUUCGGAGAUGGAGCGGUUACCCCAGAGGCUAUGUCACUCACUGAGUUACCAGGACAACGCUCACCAAUACAGCCACCGAGGAGCAAUUCAGCCAGGGAGCCCCCUCAGAGCUCCCAGCAAAUUCAGACUCCACACGCAGCUAAAGAGCCGACACCCACGCCUCAUCCACCCAAGGAAGAGUCGCCACCGAGGAAGAUGGAGCUGCCGGUGAGGAUGGUGGAGCGAAGGCCUGCCAGUCCGCUGGUGAAGAGGGCAGCAGCCCUCGUCAAAGACCUCCCCGACGUCAACGAGAUGCCGGUCACUGAGCCUCCGAAGGAAGAGCCGCUACCCAGGAAGGUCGAGCUGUCUUUACGCAAGGUGGAACAGAGGCCUGCCAGUCCUCUUGUGCAGAGGGCAUCCCCUCAGGUUCAAGAACGCCCAACCCAAGCCCCGCCCAAGCCCCCGAGACUCGCAAGCUCCUCCUCCAUUCCCAGCGCCUCGUUAGAGGAGGAGAGGAUGGAGGUCGAGGUGACCCCCGUGUCCCCGCCCCCCAAGGUCGCGAUCCCCAUGAUCGUUGUGGAGGAAGAGCCUAUGGAAGUACAGGCCUCAGCGGAAAGCAACAGGGGAAAGAAAGCCAGCGGCACGAAGGAGGGAAGGAGCCGGGUUCGAGGGAAGGGUCAUCGCUCUCGGCCCAUGUCUCCAGAGCGCGACUCGUCGGAUGACUCAUAUGUGUCGGCUGGAGAGGACCCCCUGGAAGCCCCCGUGUUUGAGUUUGCCCUGCAGGACACGGUGGCGUCUGCCGGGUCGGACGUGAUGCUGAAAUGUAUCAUCGCUGGCACCCCUCUCCCGGAAGUGACCUGGAAGCGAAACGACGUGGAGAUAAAGAGCAGUCCCACCCACGUGGUGAAGGUGGAGGGCGAGAGGCAUUCCCUGCUGAUUAAGAAGGCCAAGCCGAGCGAUGCCGGCACAUACUGCGUCACCGCCGUCAACGAGGCCGGCAAGACGGCCUGCAACGCCACCCUCUUCAUCCAAUCAGAGCGCACUCAUGAGCCACGUGGAAACCUGGGCGUCCCCAUGGACAUCAGCAGUCCCAUCACGUCUGACGAGGAGUACCUCAGCCCGCUGGAGGAGGGCAUGGACUUCGGCAGCCCCACCUUCCGAGGGCCCGAGACCCGCAAGAUUGUGGACACGCGAUUCAGGGAGGCCCCCUCUUUCCUGGUGACUCUGACUGAUCAGGUGGUGGUUGAGGGACAGGAGGUCACCAUGUCUGUCCGAAUGCAGGGUCAGCCUAAGCCAAUCAUUUACUGGCUAAGGGACAGAGUGACCAUAAAGACCGGCGGCCGACACAUUGUGCGUGAAACGGAGAACGGGGCCUUCGAGAUGAAGAUCACAUCGGCGCAGAAGUCGGACGCGGGAGUCUACACCUGCAAGAUCAUCAAUGAAUUCGGGUCAAAGCAGUGCGAAGGCAGACUGGAGGUCAAAGCUGCCCCCGUGGAGCCGGUCCUGGCCAUCGUGCAGCCGGUGCGGGACGUGACGGUGAAGGCGGGCGAGACGGCGCUGUUCGAGUGCCAGAUGAUUGGCCCACAGGACGUGGAUGUGGAUUGGCUGUCGGACGGGAAGCUGAUCCAGCCGGCGCUGCUUAACUGCAAGAUGCACUUUGACGGGAGGAGGUGCCGGCUGCUGCUCAACUCCGUGCAUGAAGACGACAGCGGAAGCUACACCUGCAAGCUGAGCACCGCCAAAGAGGAGCUGACCUCGAGCGCCAGCCUCAGAGUCACCCCCUCCAUCCAGCCCCUGUUCACGCGUAAGCUGGACCUGCUGGAAGUGAUCGAGGGGCGCACGGCUCGGUUCGACUGCAAGGUCAGUGGAACGCCCCCUCCCAGAGUCACCUGGAGCCAUUUUGAGCACACGCUGGUCGACAGCGAGAACGUUCGCGUCCUGAAGGAGGGUGGCCGCCACUCUCUGGUCAUCGCGCACGUGACGAACGAGGACGAGGGGUUCUACACCGUCACCGCCCGCAACGCCCACGGUGAGGCGGAGAGCUCGGCCGAGCUGUACGUGCAGGAGCCUCGGCCCGCCAUCUCCUCGCAGAUGGCAAAGUUGGAGAAGAUGCCGUCCAUCCCCGAGGAGCCGGAGGUGGCGGAGAGCGAGAUGGAGCGCUUCACCAUGCCGGACUUCGUCAAGCCGCUGUACGACCUGGACGUGGUCGAGGGCAAGGAGGCCGUGCUGAAGUGCAAGGUGGCCGGCCUCCCGUACCCCACCAUCACCUGGUUCCACAACGGCGUCAAAAUCGAGAACACGGACGACAGGAAGAUGACACAGUACAGAGACAUCCACAGCCUGGUCAUUCGCUCUGUCUGCCACGCCCACGGAGGCGUCUACAAGAGUGUCAUCUCCAACAAGGUGGGGAAGGCGGCCUGCUAUGCCCACCUGUACGUCACAGAUGUCCUUCCCGAUCCUCCGGAUGGGGCUCCAGUUGUGGAGGGGAUCACAGGAAAGACCAUCACCCUGAGCUGGAAGAAGCCCAAGCGGCUGGACCCCUCCAUAGAUGCCAGCUCUCUGAUGUACGCCAUCCAACAGCAAGCGCUGGGGUCGAUCCAGUGGACCAUCAUAGCCUCCGGUUUGAAGCAAACCUCCUACACAAUCACGUCUCUCUCCAAAGGAGUCCGCUACUCUUUCAGGGUCUUGUCGACCACCAGCAAGGCCUUCAGCAAGCCCUCUGCGGCCACAGAGCUGCUGCAGCUUCUGGAGAGAGGCCCGUAUCUUCGGGAAGCCCCAGUCAUCAUUGAUAAGCCGGAUGUGGUGUACCUGGUGGAGAGCCAGCCGGUUAGCAUCACCGUCACCCUCAACCACGUCAAUGCAACAGUCACCUGGAAAAGGAGGGGCGUGGUGCUGGUGAACAAGCCGGGCGUGUCUGAGAUGAGCAUGCCGGACGAUGACCAGCACACGCUGAAGCUGGUGCGGGUGCGGAGCAGCGACGUGGGCCAGCUCAUCUGCAUGGCCAGCAACCAGUUCGGCAGCGACUCCUGCAUCCUCACGCUGGAGAUGGCAGUGCCCCCGACCUUCGAGUCCAUCAUGGAGGACAUGGACGUCCGCGUCGGAGAGACGCCCCGUUUCGCUGUGGUCGUCGAGGGAAAGCCCAUCCCGGACAUCAUGUGGUACAAGAACGACAUGCUGCUGUCAGAGGGCAGCCACUACACAUUUGUGUACGAUGACAACGAGUGCUCGCUGGUGAUCCUCAACACACAGGAAGAGGAUUCAGGCGUGUACACCUGCACAGCCAAGAACUUAGCCGGAGCCGUGUCCUGCAAGGCCGAGCUCACUGUUCACACAGCCAAAGAGGAGAGGGAGGAGCCGAUGGAGGACGAGGAGACUAUUCUGAGGAAGAUGCGCAGACUGACUGAUUACUAUGACAUACACAAGGAAAUUGGGAGGGGUGCAUUUUCUUACGUCAAGCGGGUGACACAGAAAGCGGGAAAGGCGGAGUACGCGGCGAAGUUUAUCUCUGCUCGUGCCAAGAAGAAGGCCUUGGCUCUGAGGGAGAUGACCCUGCUCUCUCGACUCGACCACGAGAGGAUUCUCUACUUCCAUGAUGCCUUUGAGAAGAAGAACGCCAUCAUCAUCAUCACCGAGAUAUGUCAAGAGGAAUUUCUGGAUAAACUGAUGAAGAAGUCCGCUGUCAUGGAGUCUGAGAUACGAUCCAUCAUGAGGCAGCUGCUGGAGGGAGUGGGCUACCUUCAUCAGAACAACAUCGUGCACCUUGACAUCAAGCCUGAAAACAUCCUCACGGCCGACGCGACCGGGGAGCAGGUCCGGAUCUGUGAUUUCGGGAACGCCGUGGAGCUGACGCCUGAAGAGGCACAGUACUGCAAGUAUGGCACUCCCGAAUUCGUCGCCCCGGAGAUCGUUAACCAAACGCCCGUCUCCAAGGCAACGGACAUCUGGCCAGUCGGAGUCAUUACUUAUCUAUGCCUGACCGGCGUGUCUCCGUUCGUCGGGGAGAAUGACCGCAGCACCGUGCUCAACAUCAGGAACUACAACGUGGCGUUCGAGGAGAGCAUGUUCGCCGACCUCUGCAAGGAGGCCAAAGGAUUCGUCAUCAAGCUGCUGGUGGCAGACAGGCUGAGACCAGAUGCUAAUGAAUGCCUCCGACAUCCAUGGUUUAAGAUGUUGACAAAGGGAAAGAGCAUCAGCACAGAGGGACUCAAGCAAUUCUUAUCGCGAAGAAAGUGGCAACGGUCACUUAUCAACUAUAAGUCCAAAAUGGUCAUGAGGUCCAUUCCAGAGCUUCUGGAUGAUUCCUCCAGCCAUAUCUCCAUCGCUGUUCCCAAACACCUCAAAGAGGGCUCCCCCCCGCCCUCCUCAUCCUCGGAUUCGGACGAGGACAUCGACGAGCUCCCCUUCAUCCCCAUGCCUCUCACCAUGGACUUCUCCGGCUCCAGAAUGUCUCUGAAUGAGAUGCAGGGGGAGGAGGAGGCAGCAGGCCGGCCCAACGGCACCAUGGAGGGCGUGGCUCAGGCCGGCCAGGGGGAGGCGCCCAUGGAGUGUGAUCCAGAGGUUCAGGAGAAGGAGGGCGGGGAGUCAGCGGGGCGGGGCCGCGCCAGGAAGAGGGCGACGCAGGAGGAGGACAGAGGGUCUUCAGACGAGGAGCCCGGGGAGACCGCAAGGAGGUCAGAGAAAUCCAAAAGGCCCCUGCGCAGGGGUUCGAGCGCAGAGUCGGACAAGGCGGAGGCGGGUCACCGUAGGGGCGAGCUGCGGAGGGGGAGCUCCGCCGACAGCGCCCUGCUCCUCCACAUCACACCAGAGGAGGGCGCUGUGGAGGCGGGCGCCGACCACGGCAGCAAGGUCCUGAAAAAAGCCGUUUCCAUGGAGCUGCCCCGUCGGAGCCCGAGUCCGGGGGCCGGGAAGCUGAGCCAGGAGGACUACGCUCUGAAGCUGGAGCUCAUGCGGCAGAGGCUGCUGAGGGGGGGCUCUGUGGACAACAAGAUGAGCGGCCUCCGGGGCCCCCUGCUGGAGACGCUGGGUAUGGGCGACGAGAAACGCAUCUCAUCGCUAGAGCGAUAUGUGCGGCCGCCUCGUUUGGGUGCCCCUCCGCUGAUCAGGGCAGCCUCUAGUGAGAGUCCUAAAGACGACAUCCCAAAAACCAAGGUCCUCCGCAAGAGUGCCUCUUUCAGCCAGGGGGACUCCGAGCCCAUACCCCUGCAUCGGCGGUCGGGAGCACCACUGGAGAUACCCCUGGCCCAGAUAGAGGAACGGAGACUGCAGGAGGCCCCAUCCAUGUCUGCUCUCACCGAGCAGAGCAAGCUGGAGUCUCUUCCUGUUACUCCCAAAAAUCUGUCCAAACCACCCACCCCAGACCUGGAGGAACAGGAGCAGGAGCAACAGCAGGAGAUCUCUGUCAGGAAGGAAGAAGAGAAACUGGAAGCAAAUGAGAGCGAGCUGGAGGAGAAAGAGGUAGAAAGUGUGUCAAAAGAGGGUAGUGCUGAUGAGAGUAUGACCCCAGCUGCUCUCCCGGAGAAGGAAGUGAGCAUGUUAGAUGAAGCAACGAAAGAACCUAGGAAGGUGCCCCAGAAAACGUCUCUGUCUAUGACUCCUAGAAUCGUAGUGGAGGAAAACAUUGAGGAAGAAAAGAAAGAAGAAAAAGUACAGGAAGAAAACGAGGAGUCUGUCAUUGAGACAAAAGAAGAGGAAGUGAAGCCACAGAGGAAGUCUCCUGAUAUUACCAUCACCACCAGCUCUAUCAUGGUGCCGCCCGUGGGGGUGGCCACAAGGUCUCCACAAAGCAGUGUAGUUUCCACCCACAUCUCCCCCUCCCCGCCGGCUCGUGUCACACUGCCAGACGGCAGGACCUCUGCCUACGCCAGCAUCAUGCAGACCAUCAUGGUCCCAUCGCUACAGCCAGCCAGUACCCCUGCACCUGCUCCCACACCCACCCCACCCACUGUCACACCUGUCCCAACUCCCACCCCUGCCCCUGCCCCUGCCCCAGCCAGGCCAGAGCUGCCCCCAUCAGCAGAGCAUCCCGCCGUCUUUUCCAAGGUGGCGUCCUCCGAACAGCCUGCAAAGGAACCCAGCCCCCCCAGGACCACUGUCCUCCCCUCCCCUGCGAGAGAGCCGUCACCCAACAUCAAGGACAUCACCUCGGAGGAGGUGUUCGAGGCGAGGUUUAAAAAGCGAGAGUCGUCUCUGUCGCGGAGCUUUAAGCUCCUGACCAGGUCGAAGGGCGAUGAGAAGGCUUCUGUGGAGUCUCCCGCACCCGGGGAGGAGAUCUACCGGCCGGGGCCUAUCGGUGCUCCCCUAGAGUUCGUCAGGCCUGAACUGCCAAGGAGGCUGGAGGAGAAGUCCAAGUCUGUACAGGACCUGAGGGAGGCUUCCAAAGACAGCAGCUUCAUGAAGAGGCUGUCUCUGCGCUUGCGUAGACCUCCGUCAGUGGAGAGGAAGGAGGAGCCGCCCGCCUCCGAGCCUGCCGCCAGGAGGAGGCUGUCCUGGACGAUGGGCCGCAGCAGAUCGCAGGAGAAGAAGGAGGUGGAGAUGGCGAGGCUGGACGGGGGGGCCGAGCCUCCGCAGGAGCAGGAAGCCAAGGAGUCGAAGAAGACCACCGAUUCCCCCGUCCUGGCCAUGCGCAGGAAGAUCGAGUCCACAGUGGCGGGGAUCUCCAUGAGAAUCCGCAGUCACUCGGAGGACCGGAAGGCGGAGGAGAAGGAGGGCAAGCCCGAGAGCAAGAGGACGCCGCUGCUCUCUCUGCUGCGCCGGUCCAGCACUGCGGCCUCCACGGAGUCUCUCGAGUCCACAUCCAGCAUCCAAUCAGAGACCUCCGUCAAAACCGUAGACAGCGACCGCAGGUCGAGGUGGGACCGCUGGGGUUUAACCAGGAGCAGAAGAGACAAGACGGUGUCCCAGCCGGACAUCCCCUCGGCCAUCGCCCGGGAGAACGGCUCUCUGCGCGGCCGCCAGUACACCCGCCUGGCCUCCGACUUCCCCCCUGUGUUCCACAUCAAGCUGCGAGACCACGUCCUUCUGGAGGGAGAUCCCGUCACCCUGAGCUGCCUCCCUGCUGGAAGCCCCCACCCACACAUCACAUGGAUGAAAGAUAAGCAGCCUCUUGAGAUUGACGCCAGGAUGAACAUGAUCUCGUGUCCCGACGGGAGGCAGCUGCUGAUGAUCAUGAGGACGACGAAGCAGGACGCGGGGCUGUACGAGUGCAUGGCCACCAACCCGCUGGGCUCUGUCACCAGCUCCUGCACCAUCUCCCUCGCCCGUCUCCCCGACCGCCCAGGGACCCCAGAGAUUCCUCAGAAGUACAGGAACACUGCCCUGGUGUUGUGGAAGCCCUCUGACACCCAGGCACCCUGCACCUACUCGCUGGAAAGGAGAGCAGAGGGUGAAACAAACUGGCUCAUUGUAGCGACGGGUAUUGCUGAGUGUUACUACAAUGUCACAGACCUUCCACCAGGGGGCACCUUUAGGUUCAGGGUGGCCUGUGUGAACAAGGCCGGCCAGGGGCCCUACAGUAACCUCUCUGAGAAGGUGUGCCUGGACCCCACAGCGGCCGCCAAACCUCCUGCUACUGCUGUCGUCAAGACCCCGCCCUCUGUCACGCCCCCCAUUGUGACAUCAUCAGUGACUGUGCCUCCCAUGAAGCCGGCCCCCACAGCGCCUACCUCCCAGCCUGCUCCCGCCCCUGCGGUCUCUGCCCCCUCUGUCACCCAAAUCACCGCCCCGUCCCCGUCCAAAACCCCGACCCCAGCUCCAUCUGCCCCUAUUCCCCCUCCCGCUCCCAUGCCCCUCCCUCCCCAGCCUGCCCCCUCGCAUCGCACCGUCACCUCAUUCCAGACCGUCGGCUCGGUUACCCCCACCACGGCCAAGGCCAAGACCACCCUCAACAUCACCGUCACCACGCCCUCCCACGCUAACGCCCCCAGCCAGCCGGCACCCCCACCGGCCAGACCCGCGCCUCCACCCGCCAGACCCGCGCCUCCACCCGCCAGACCCGCACCUCCACCCGCCAGACCCGCGCCUCCACCGGCCAGACCCGCACCCCCAAUCCUGCCCAAACCACAGAGCCCCAUCAAUAUCGUCCCCCCCAUGUCUCAGACUGCCCCCGUCGCCCCCCCUCCCUCCAUCGGCAAACCCAUCUCCUCCGUUCCCCUGUACGUCCCAGCCACCACGGCACAGACCACGCCCGCCCCUGCCCCCACUCCCGUCCCCGGCCCUGCCCCCGCACCCUCCCUCUCGCCCCCUGUGGUGCUGGUGACCAGCCUGAGCCCCGUUGGGGAUGGCAUGACCACGCCCACUCUCAUGACCCCCACUGGCCGGGCCACGCCCUCUGGCCGUGUGACGCCCUCCGGACGCAAGACUCCAUCCGGCAAGCCUGGGGAGACCGCCCUGCGCCAGGGAGUCCCCCAGAAACCCUACACAUUCAUGGAUGAGAAGGCCAGGGGCCGAUUCGGCGUGAUCAGGGAGUGCCGAGAGAACGCCACGGGCAGCCUCUUCAUGGCCAAGAUUGUGCCGUACGAGCCGGACAGCAAGCAGGGGGUGCUGCAGGAGUACGACAUUCUCAAAUCGCUGCACCAUGAGAAGAUCAUGGCUCUGCACGAGGCCUAUGUCACCCCCCGCUACCUGGUGCUCAUCUCUGAGUGCUGCGCUGGGAAAGAGAUCCUCUACAGCCUCAUCGAUAGGUUCCGCUACUCGGAGGACGACGUGGUGGGCUACAUCGUGCAGCUCCUGCAGGGCCUGGACUACCUGCACAACCGCCGCAUUCUGCACCUGGAUAUCAAGCCCGACAACGUCAUCGUCACCUACAUGAACGUUGUGAAGAUUGUGGACUUUGGCAGCGCGCAGAACUUCAACCCGCUGUUCCUGAAGCCGUACCCCCGUCGCCUGGGGACUCUGGAGUUCAUGUCUCCCGAAAUGCUGAAAGGGGAUGUGGUUGGCCCCCCUGCGGACAUGUGGAGCGUCGGGGUUCUGACCUACAUCAUGCUCAGUGGAAGACUGCCCUUCCUGGAGCCUGACCCACAGGACACAGAGACCAAAAUCCAGGCGGCCAAGUUUGACCUCAGCAAGCUCUACCCAAACGUAUCCCAAAGUGCCUCUCUGUUCCUGAGGAAGAUCCUGUGUAGCUACCCCUGGGCUCGUCCGACCAUCAAGGACUGCUUCAGCAACUCGUGGCUGCAGGACGCCUACCUGAUGAAGCUGCGGCGGCAGACCCUCACCUUCACCACCACGCGGCUCAAGGAGUUCCUGGUGGAGCACCAGCGCCGCCGCUCUGAGGUCGCCACCAAGCACAAGGUCCUGCUGCGCUCCUAUCAGAGUUCCCCGCAGUCGCCCACCUCGCCCACCUCGCCCGCCACGCCCGUCACCCAGUGAGCGCAGCCACGGCAGGAGCAGGUGGGCUGGCUGGUGCAGGUGGGGCGUCCCAGGGUCUCCAGGAGGCAGGAGCGGGUGGCGCAGCCCCCCCACCACCAACACCUCUCGCUCUGGGACCCAGGGCUAUGGUGUCGUCUCCCCCCCCACCCCCCCGGGCGGGGCAGGGAGGCUGUGCAUGUGGACGAACCCCCCCCAGCUCCCCCCCAGGGUCAGCAGCCAGCCACGCCCACGUCACUGCGGAAAACUCGCUUCUGCAACAAGACAAAAACAGAGUGGAUUUCAUAGCAAAUACCUCAUGGACCGUCUGACAGAGCAUGCUCAGUGCCUCUGUGCUCUGAGCUGUCACCCUGAUCCUGCUCCCCUCCACACCUCUCUUCCCCUGUUCUUAAUUCCAGUGUGUCCUGCUUUACUGAUCGUCAUGGCCAGUGGGCUCUGGUUAGAGGGCUGGAGACUGCUGGCCAAUUACGGUUUGAGACAUUGCGGUCUCUGCUGAAGAUCUUUCCUUUAACACUCAGAAAUCUAGAUCGAACAUUGCUGGCCACAGUGUAAUCUGAGUGUGGAGUUUUGCAGCUUUUCCCAUUUCUCAGCUGGGAGCUUCAUAUUUGUGGAGAUAUACAGUGUAUGCCUUUCAGUUCUACUUUAUAUGAGCUGGGUUAUGUUCUCUUAUCACUAGUAACUAUUUUGGCGGUAAUUAUCAGUAUAAAUUGGGUGUCCUGAUGGCUGACAAAUGUCAGAGUAGAUGGGAUAGGGUGUGCAUACAGUAACUGUCCACUGGGGUACAGGGCGAAAAGGGUUUGUGUCUGUUAUUAUGAAGAUGUAAGAGGGGAUGAACCAGUGGUACUGCAGAAAAGACUGAACAUUUGAGGACUUGAAAUAAAUGCUUAUUCAGAAAUGUAAUGUUAAUGAUUGAGUCAUCUGGCAUGAAAUAGUGGCUGAUAUUUGAAUGCAUUAUGGUCAGAAUCCUGCUGAUCCACAGGCCCACUUGAAUGCCAACCGGAUAUGACCGCAUAUAACCGGAUUCGACAGGAAAUGUGAAACUAAAGAAGGAGACUCUCACUGCUGCUCAGUGGCCAUAUUGCACUGCAUGACAUAAAACGGACAUUUGAACAGAACCUUUCUGUAAGGACUGCCAACUCUACAUCUGAAACUCGAAUUGACCUCUUUUGCAGACAGCUGCUUAUAGACAGAAGUUAUGUCUGUCUGCCACAGUCAUAUCACUGGUAUAUACACAACAGUCAGUAAAGACUGCUCAGAGCUAAGAAGAAAGAAUGAAAGCCACUCCAGGUUAGAUUAGUUUGAAGUGACUUUGUUCUUCUCUAUAAUACCAAGUUCUGCUGAAUAGACCGUUAAAGAGACAUACUCGUGGCGGCUGUGCUGUAAGCGUUAUGGCCGUUUGAGAUGGGAGGGAGGCUGCCUGGCCUGUUUUUACACCGGAUUAAGUGAUUGGCUGAACAGGUCCCCAGAGCAUGCUGUUCUGAUGAAGGAGGGCCCCUCUCCUGCCUCACAGUUCAGCUCUUUCUGUUCCCUGGGCCCUAUGAUGCAACUGUAUACCUGUAGGUAUACAGAGAUCACCCUUUAAGGGAUUGGGGGUUAGCUGACCUUUUUUAAUUGCCUGUACCUAAACCCAGUACCCAGAGAUUGUGAGGAAUUCAUGAAAAAGUGUUAUCUCUCCAUACAGAGAUUUUGCCCUGACACUAAUCCAUUUUCCAAGCAUGUCUGGCCAUGUGUGGCUCUUCCCCAUAGCGGCGUCUCUGACAGAAACCAUUUGCCUUGUAAGCAUGGCAAUGGCUUCACAUAAUACCGUGUGAAGUGCUUACUGGGAUUCAAAGGAAAAGGGCAGCCUCCAAGAAAUAUGUAUAAUAAUUUAAUAAUUUCAGAGUUUUUAACCUAAUUUGUUUUAUGACAGACUAUUGAAGGAGCUGAUGAACACUGGUGAGUAUUGUGUGACAAAGCAACAAAUUUUGAAGGAAAUGAUCUCUCUGUCAGCGUAAUAUACUUCAGAUAAUACAAAUUAUUUGGAUUUGCUUUGAUUUACUGGGUUUUGAAAUUGAUUGUAAAAAGCAAUAUGGCACAGUUUUUAUUUGUUUUAGAAGACUAGUGUGGUGAACUUGCAUAGAGCAAAGCAAAAAAAACUACAACUACAUAUAAAGACAGUGACUACAUAAUAAUUAUCUUGAAAUUGGAAUGAAUUGAAAUUGAGGUUAUUUUUCAUUUAAUUAUUGAAAUUGAAAAGAAAUGUAUUUCUGUUUUAUUUCAAGUUGUUUUUUAAAGAAUGUAUUUUACAAAUACAUGAACACCAUUAGGAUUGAUGUUGGACACAACACAUAAUAAAGGUUUGAUUGUGUAGGUGUGUUGUGCUUUUAAUGACAUGUUGGAGGUAAAUGACAACACUAACAUGGGUACUCUAGUUGAUUGUAAAAUUCCCUUUUAUUCUAAAAUUGCAUCAGUGAGGUUUUUUUUUUGACAAUAGACUGUUUACAAAAGUCUUCUUGGACGUGUAAAUCGACGUUGUGGUCGAGUGUGAGAAUGUUCAGUAGUCGCUUGUGUUACGGCCCGUGUGUUUGGCACUGAGUCAUAGAGCCACUGAUUCUAUUACAAAACUGUUGUUGUGCUCCUUGCUUAUUGAGUAAACUUGGUCUGUUCUUUAAAAGUGACAGUAUUUGUUACAAAUGAUAAUAUCCUGAAGAUAUUUCACACAGGCAUUGUUGUUUAGAUGGGAAAAGCCCACAUACGUUUUUUUUUUUUUUUUUUUUUUAAAUACAUUGACUGUAUAUAUAUACCAGAUGCCCUAGGAGUGAAUGUAAAUGUUACUGAAGUCAAAGGUAGUUUCUGAACAGCUCAGCGUCAGUAAAAACGUGAGGAAAUGCGUUUGGUUUUAAGCAGGCGGAGCCGAAUGGAGACAGGCCUCUGUGAUUGGCUGAGAUGCGGGCGUGCACGGUGCCUAGGCUGAGCUGCUUCACCUGUUGCUGCUUCUCAGAGUACAGACAUGCAUUACCCACAAACACUGCCAUGUCUCCACAUGCAGUACUCUGUAGCUACAAUAGAGUACAUGCCCCUGACCCCCCCCCUUCUCUCUGGCUCCUGCCGCUGGUUCCAAGUGUUCUGACAUCGUAGCCCUGCUGACGUAGGCCUGAUGGUACAGGCCGGCUCCCAGUGAAGGCCAUGCAAUUUUUGUAUAUUUGAAUGGGUGAAUCAACAAGGAUUGGGAGGGGGGAAGUUUAUAUAUGUGAAACUCUCGGGUUUGUAAAAGACACUCUCGCAGUUAAGGUGUCGCCCUUUGUGGCGCAGUACCUGGGAGCCGGCCUACCUGCCCGCCACCCGCUACACUCGGGAGCCACGAACAGGAGCUGGUGGUUUGUAAAUUCACAGCAGUGACGGUCCGUUUCGAGUCGUCUGUAAAGUGUUGUUUCCAGUGGUUUGUUUUGUUUAUUUAUUUAUUUAUUGGUAAGAAUCGGUUAUGACUCUGGAACCUUUUACAACUUUGUGGAAUUACUCAUUUAACUCUGGUGUGGAUCAAAGGCAUGAUAGCUGAGAACAGAGAAUCAUAAUAAAGAAAAUAUGACAAACUA